This is a messenger RNA of Phragmites australis (common reed), 935 nucleotides long. Its product is annotated as ent-isokaurene C2/C3-hydroxylase-like. The coding region runs from base 44 to 805 and encodes 253 amino acids. The transcript has 2 exons. Lineage: Eukaryota; Viridiplantae; Streptophyta; Magnoliopsida; Poales; Poaceae. The record is from RefSeq and is a predicted model, not a curated record. Gene Ontology annotation, molecular function: oxidoreductase activity, acting on paired donors, with incorporation or reduction of molecular oxygen; monooxygenase activity; heme binding.
UGAGCGUCGCCGAGCGCGACCUGAGGAGAGCCAUGCCCGGAUCAUGCACAUCAUUGAUGGAACCAUCCGGGAGCGCAAGGAGAUACCAAGGGCCUCUGCCGGCGCUGAAGAUGAGGACCUGCUCGACGUGCUUCUCCGGCUGCAGGAGGAAGACUCACGCACCUUUCCUCUCACGGCGGAAAUCAUCGGCGCCGUUAUCUUCGAUAUAUUUGGAGCUGCUACCGAAACCACAGCCACUGCGCUAGAAUGGGCCAUGGCAGAGCUCAUCAGGAAUCCACAGGCAAUGGCAAGGGCAAAGCUGGAGAUCCGACAAAAGCUAGGCCAAGGAAGAGUUACGAUCACGGGCGAAGACCUUCGUGACGUCCACUACCUAUGGAUGGUCAUUAAUGAGACUCUAAGAUUACAUCCAGCUGCUCCUUUCAUUGCACGCAUGAGCCAAGAGAAUUGCCAAAUCAUGGGCUACGACAUACCCAAGGGCUCUACUGUCUCCAACUCAUUUGCGAUUGCGAGGGACCCGAGGUAUUGGGAAGACCCCGACAAGUUCAGGCCAGAAAGGUUCGAGGAUAGCAAUGUUGGGGUGCACUUUGAGUUCAUCCCAUUUGGAGCUGGCCGUACAAUGUGUUCUGGAGCUCUGUUUGCAACCACUUCGGUACGGGUCACGCUGGCGAACCUCCUUUACCGCUUUGAUUGGGAGCUUCCUAAUGGGGCAAGCCCAGAAACGCUGGACAUGCGCGAGAAGUUUGGUUUCAGUUUGCGCCGGAGGUCCGACUUCUACGCGCCGGCAGCCUCGCGUUCUCUCCAGUAAUUGUGCCGCUUAUUUACAGUAUCUAUCAACCUACCUCAGAUACACCCCCAUGUCAUUAUGUCACUAUAGUUGUGUUAUUGUUGUUAGCUUACUUUCCUAAAAAUUAAAAGGAACUGUUACUGUUAUCUAA